GGGGGAUACGGAGGGAGGAGGAGCCGCCGCGAUCCGGAGCUGCAGCCCCUACAAAAGCUUGUGUAUAUGUGUGUCGGGGWUGGGGGGACUGCUCCCGCUCCCCCGCUCCCCCGCCGCGCACACGGGCACUCUUCCUCGUACAAUGGAGGGAGAGCCUUCCUCUCUCUCUCUCUCCGUCUCCCUUCUCUCCUCCCCGCGCUAAAGCGAGGAGGGGGUUGUUCUCUGUGCUGGGACCCCCGCGGGUGCCCUCCCGCCGCUCGGUGCCCGGGGAAGGGGCGCAGCGCCCCUGGGAGGCGGCCGGGGCGCCUCCCCCCUCCCGCGGCAGCCGGGGGUGGGUUGUUGUUGUGGCAAGUUUCUCCUCCUCUGACAGAAAUGGCGUCAAUGGCAGCGAGUGUCCAGCCUUGGCCGCUCAGCCACGAUCGAGGCUUUUACCGCAGCCUGAGCUCAUCAUGAAGGCUAUUGAUGAGCCUCCCUAUCUCACAGUGGGCACAGAUGUGAGUGCGAAGUAUAGAGGAGCCUUCUGUGAAGCCAAGAUCAAGACAGCAAAAAGGCUUGUCAAAGUCAAGGUAACCUUUAGGCAUGAUUCUUCAACAGUGGAAGUACAAGAUGACCACAUAAAGGGCCCCUUAAAGGUGGGAACUGUUGUGGAAGUAAAGAAUCCAGAUGGAACAUACCAGGAAGCAGUUAUCAACAAAUUAACAGAUGCAAGUUGGUAUACUGUAGUAUUUGAUGAUGGUGAUGAGAAGACUCUGAGACGCUCUUCCCUGUGUUUAAAAGGAGAAAGACAUUUUGCUGAAAGUGAGACAUUAGAUCAGCUUCCACUCACCAAUCCUGAACACUUUGGGACUCCUGUUAUAGGAAAGAAAACAAACAGAGGAAGGAGAUCCAAUCAUAUUCCUGAAGAAGAAUCUUCAUCCUCUUCCAGCGAUGAAGAUGAAGAUGAUAGGAAACAAAGUGAUGAGUUAUUAGGAAAAGUUGUAUGCGUGGACUGCUUCAGUGUGGAUAAAAAGAAAGCUCUGUGGUUUCCAGCCUUGGUGGUUUGUCCAGAUUGUAGUGAUGAUAUUGCAGUGAAAAAAGACAAUAUUCUUGUUCGCUCAUUCAAGGAUGGCAAAUUUGUUUCUGUGCCAAGAAAAGAUGUCCGGGAAAUCAGUGAAACUUCACCAAAGCCUGACACUUUGUUAAAACAAGUGUUAACAAAGGCUGGUUCUUCUACAGCUUUUGACCAAGCACUUGAAUUCCGUAAAAACAGAACUGUUCCUAGUAACUGGAAAACAGAAUUGAAAGAAGACAGCUCCAGCAGUGAAGCUGAAGAAGAGGAAGAGGAUGAAAAAGAAAAAGAGGAUAACAGCAGUGAGGAAGAGGAGGAAAUAGAGCCGUUUCCUGAAGAACGAGAGAACUUUCUUCAGCAAUUGUACAAGUUCAUGGAAGACAGAGGAACUCCUAUUAACAAACGGCCUGUAUUAGGAUACAGAAAUUUGAAUCUUUUCAAAUUGUUCAGACUUGUACACAAGCUUGGAGGAUUUGAUAAUAUUGAAAGUGGAGCAGUGUGGAAGCAAGUUUAUCAAGAUCUUGGAAUCCCUGUAUUAAAUUCAGCUGCAGGAUAUAAUGUUAAAUGUGCAUACAGGAAAUAUCUCUAUGGUUUUGAAGAGUAUUGUACAUCAGCUAACAUUGAAUUUCAAAUGGCAUUGCCAGAGAAGGUGACGAACAAGCCUUGUAAAGACUGCGAAAAAGUAAAAGAACUGAAGAUGCGUGAAGAGCCAGAGCAGGAUGCAAAAGAGAUUAAAGUGGACAAGGAUGAGCGCAAGCAGGAAGAAGUAGCAGUAGUACAACAAGAAGAAAAAAAGUUAGCUGAGAAGGAUCAUGAAAGUAAAGAAAAUGAUAAGCCCUCUGCUCUGGGAAACAAAAAAAAUUUGCCAGAUUCUGUGUUUACUCAGCCUGAUCAAGAAAAGGACUUAAAUGUAAUCAAAACUGAAGAUGAAACCAAAUUGGAAGAUAAAGAGGAGGAGAAGAUUAAAGAAAUGGAAAAUCCUACAGUAAAUGCAGAUGCUGAAGAAAAAGAAAAAUCAGGAGAUGACACGAAUAAGGAAGAAGAUGAAGAUGAAGAAGAAGCAGAGGAGGAGGAGGGGGAGGAAGAAGACAACAAUAACAAUGAGGAAGAAGAGUUUGAAUGCUAUCCACCAGGCAUGAAAGUCCAAGUGCGGUAUGGAAGAGGGAAAAAUCAAAAAAUGUAUGAAGCUAGUAUUAAAGAUUCUGACAUCGAAGGUGGAGAAGUCCUUUACUUGGUGCACUACUGUGGAUGGAACGUGAGGUAUGAUGAAUGGAUAAAGGCAGACAAGAUAGUGAGACCAGCUGAUAAAAAUGUACCAAAAAUUAAGCAUCGAAAGAAAAUAAAGAAUAAAACUGACAGAGAGAAAGAAGAGAAGUAUUCUCCUAAACCCUGUAAAUUGCGACGUUUGUCAAAACCCCCUUUUCACACCAGCACAUCACCAGAGACUGGGUCCAAACUUGACAGCAGUGAAGCCAAAAAUACUGAACAAGCUGCAGUUAAAUCAAUAGAAAUUACUUCUAUCAUUAAUGGGCUACAAGCUUCUGAAAGUUCUGAUGAUAGUGAGCAAGAAGAUGACCAAAGUGCCCCGAAUGUACAUGCUGAUGGCAAAGAGGAAUGUCAGCCUGAAGCCGUAAGCCAAGAUAAAAAUGACCUCUGUCUAAAAGAACAGAGUGGUUCAUCCCUCCCAGAAGAAACUAAAGCUCUUACAGAUGCAGUAGUGCCCAAGUCAGUAUCCAAGUCUCCUGAAAGAUUGCGAAAAGAGAUGGAAGAGUUAUCUGAAGACAGUGGCUCGGAUGGAGAAGAUGAAGCCACAAAGAAGAGAAAGGAUGUAAAAAAGGAGAUGGUGGAUAAAACAGCAAAACCACAAGUGAAACGUGGUAAAAGAAGACACUGUGUUGCAGAGGAGUCCUUAAAGACCGUGUCACCCAAUAGAAAGGAUGAGAGAUCCAAAAACAAAGACUCCCUUAGUUUAGAAAACAGCAGUAACAGCUCCUCGGAUGAAGAUGAGGAAGACAAAUCUAAACUGAAAAUCACUCCAACAAAAAAGUACAAUGGACUAGAGGAGAAAAGGAAAUCUUUACGGACAAGUACUUUCUACUCGGGAUUUUCUGAAGUGGGAGAGAAAAGAAUAAAGCUUCUAAAUAACUCUGAUGAAAGACUUCAGAACACCAGAGCRAAGGAUCGAAAAGAUGUGUGGUCAAGUAUCCAAGGACAGUGGCCGAAGAAAACGCUGAAGGAGUUGUUCUCAGACUCUGAUACUGAGGCUGCUGCCUCUCCUCCACACGCUGCUCCUGAGGAUGGUGCAGCAGARGAGCAGCUUCAGACUCUUGCAGAAGAAGGUAUUUCUUUGCCUAACUGUGAACUUGAAAAAUCUUUGCCAGCAAGUGUGGAUGUUAAACCUGUUGAGGAGAAACCAACUGAAGUGGGUGAGAAGAAAGUUGAAUUUCCAAGCAGCGGCAGCAAUUCAGUGCUAAAUACUCCUCCUACAACUCCUGAGUCACCUUCCUCUGUAACUGUUACAGAGUCCAGUAGACAUCAAUCCAGUGUCACUGUCUCUGAGACGCUGCCACCAAAUCAAGAGGAGAUACGAAGCAUCAAAAGUGAAACAGAUAGCACAAUAGAGGUGGACAGUGUGGCAGGGGAGCUGCAAGAUCUCCAGUCUGAGGGAAAUAUUUCUCCAACAGGUUUUGAUGCCAGCGUCAGCUCCAGUAGUAGUAAUCAACCAGAGACAGAGCAUGCUGAAAAAGUCUGUACAGGCCAAAAAAGACUUAAAGAUGCUCAGGGAGGAGGCAGUUCCUCAAAAAAGCAGAAAAGAAGCCACAAAACAUCUGUGAACAGCAAAAAGAAGAGUAAAACCACAAACAGCAGUGACAGUGAUGAACUAUCUGCUGGUGAAAGUGUGUCCAAGUCUCAGUCAGCAAAAUCAGUUUCUACUGGCAUGAAAUCCCACCAAACCAAAUCACUCACAAGAACACAAUCUCCAGGAAAAUGUGGUAAAAAUGGAGAGAAGGAAUCUGAUCUCAAAGAACAGAAUAAUCGUUUGCCCAAAGUUUACAAGUGGAGUUUUCAAAUGUCUGACUUGGAAAAUUUGACUAGUGCUGAGCGCAUAACAGUUCUCCAAGAAAAAUUGCAAGAAAUCAGGAAACAUUACCUGUCCUUGAAAUCUGAGGUGGCUUCCAUUGACCGAAGAAGAAAGCGCUUAAAGAAAAAAGAGCGGGAAAGUGCUGCUACUACAUCAUCAUCCUCCUCAUCACCUUCCUCUAGUUCCAUUACAGCUGCAGUUAUGUUAACCUUAGCAGAACCAUCUAUGUCAAGUUCAUCACAGAACGGAAUGUCAGUUGAGUGCAGGUGACAGCAGGACUUGCCAAAGCACUUUGCACUUAAUGGCUGCUGAGGGCCACUUUUUUUUUUUCUUUUUUUUUUUUAUACUGCACAGUGGCACAAAAUUCAGACAAGCACUAUUUUGUAUUUAAAGUUGUUUCUUGACAAGCUAACUUUGCACUUAAGUGCACUUUUAUGAAGAAAAAGUACAACAAACUGCUUUUCCUCAAGCAAUAAUUGUUUCCAACUUGUCUGGGAAUUGUAAGUCUAGUGACUCGAAGGCCUUCCACUGUGGCAAAUGGAGGCUGUUCACUGCCUGUAGAGACAGGACAAUAAGUAUAUAGUUGUUGGGGUGAUCUAAAUCAAUGUGGUAAGGCUUACUGUAUUCCCUAGUAUUUUGUUAAAGCUGGAACAUUUGAUAUUUUUCCAUUUAUUUAUGACAAAUAUUGAAAAUAUUUUCAUUUGUACGAGCUAAUUGUUUUUUAACUGCAAAGUCACCUUAUAGUGGCUUUAAUUGUAUACGUCAAGCACAUCUAUUCAAAACCUGCAGUUAGUAGGAUGUCUGACAUCGGUCCUGAUAACCAAAUAUGAGGAUUCCUUAAAAAAAAAAAAAAAAAAAAAGACUGACUAAUGUUUACAGGUUUGAAUUAGGCUUAAAUAGGUUACUCUGGGUUUUAAGAACCCGUUAAUUGGAAUGAAACUACUGUACUUUGCCAUUUUUCUAUAAAACAGUAUUUUUUUUUAAUUUUGAUAAAAUACAUUAUGAAAAAGAAAGAAAAUGGCUAACAAACUGUAUUAAAACUUAAUGUAUAAAGAUUGUAUUCAGCCAGUUUAAAGUGUAUAUUUAUUCAUAAUGGAUUAUAACAGGUAUAUUUUUGUGUUUUCUUGUAAAUGUUUCUUUUCCCCUUAAAGCAACAAAUAUUUCAUUUGUAAUGCUUAUUUUAUUACGAGCUGCAAGGAGAGGACUUCAAGAGGGAGUAAGGUGUGAGUUAUAAUUUGUGGUUGCUGAUACCAACACUGCCACAAAAGGAUAGUUGUUUUAAAAAUAACUAGCUAGCCGAGUGGUAGAUGUUUAAUUUUUUAAAUGCCUUGUACAAAUUCCAAAAUCAACUUAAAAAUGUUUUCACUUGUAUUGAUUUUAUGUUUAAUGGAUCCCAAGCUCUCUCCUGUUAAUUCUAUACCUUUGUAAGACAUUUGUAUAUUGCGGAAGUGUUCAUUCAAGCUAUUUAAUACCUGGCACUGUUAAUACACAGUACUUUAUUGUACAGAUUGUUUUACUGUUUUAAUUGUAGUUCUGUGUACUUCUUUUGCCUGGGGAAAUAGGGGCUGGCAUGUUUUUCUUUGUUUUCUGGCAAUACAACAUGUAAGAAUUCGAAGCAUUUUGUUUGUAGAUGCUAGAGUGUCAGAAUCCUUUUCAUUUGACUUUUCUAAGAAAAGCAUUUUCAGUCUUCGUAGUGUGUGCUUAAGGUUAUAACUGAUUUUAUUGAAAAUGGUUUCAAAGUAUUCAGAAUUGUACAGGACUGUAAAAAUUUGUUGACAGACAUUGAAGGAAAAGCUUAUAGAAAAAAGCUAUAAAAUAUAUAUUAGGUUCUGCAGAAAAUGGAGAGUUAUGUAAUAUAUUGUAUAAAUGUAAGCAAAGGCCUCUGAAAUAAAAUGCCAUAGUUUGUGAAUCCCUGAUUUUUGUUUCUAACGGUUUAAUUAAGCAACUGUAGUAUGUUCAUGAAAACUACUUCAAGCUGCAGAAUCAAUUUAGCAGAUGAUCUUUGAUGUGAUGUAAUGGGCAUAUAAAGAUAAGCUAGAGCAGG
This is a messenger RNA of Malurus melanocephalus (red-backed fairy wren), 6174 nucleotides long. It is a transcript of the gene ARID4B, whose product is annotated as AT-rich interaction domain 4B. The record is from RefSeq and is a predicted model, not a curated record. Gene Ontology annotation, biological process: regulation of transcription by RNA polymerase II. The transcript has 24 exons. Bases 450 to 4400 code for a protein of 1316 amino acids. Lineage: Eukaryota; Metazoa; Chordata; Aves; Passeriformes; Maluridae. Gene Ontology annotation, molecular function: transcription cis-regulatory region binding. Gene Ontology annotation, cellular component: nucleus.